Brienomyrus brachyistius is the source of this 3187-nucleotide messenger RNA. RefSeq names its product casein kinase II subunit alpha. The transcript is spliced from 13 exons. The record is from RefSeq and is a predicted model, not a curated record. Gene Ontology annotation, molecular function: ATP binding; protein serine/threonine kinase activity. NCBI's taxonomy places the organism in Eukaryota, Metazoa, Chordata, Actinopteri, Osteoglossiformes, Mormyridae. Bases 184 to 1362 code for a protein of 392 amino acids. Gene Ontology annotation, cellular component: cytosol; protein kinase CK2 complex; nucleus. Gene Ontology annotation, biological process: protein phosphorylation.
GGCUGCUUUGUAGCGGGGCCGGCCAUAUUUUCUCUGAGACAGCAGAAAUCUGCCCGGCAGAUAAGGUACCCGGUAAGCGAACGGAGGGCUCCGCGUUAAGUAAGGAGGAAAACUUUCCGAGGACUUUCUCAAACUAGUUAUCGGCUUGAAUGCAGUGCCACUCUCUUCGUCAAACUGUCAGACAUGUCAGGACCAGUUCCUAGUCGGGCACGGGUGUACACUGAAGUGAACACUCAUCGACCCCGAGAGUAUUGGGAUUAUGAGUCCCAUGUAGUUGAAUGGGGAAAUCAAGACGACUUCCAGCUGGUGCGAAAAUUGGGGCGGGGCAAGUAUAGUGAGGUGUUUGAAGCAAUUAACAUCACAAAUAAUGAGAAGGUGGUAGUGAAAAUACUCAAGCCUGUGAAGAAGAAGAAAAUAAAACGUGAAAUCAAAAUUCUGGAGAACCUCCGCGGGGGACCGAACAUAAUCUCUCUCAUCGACAUUGUCAAAGACCCUGUGUCACGGACACCUGCUUUGGUAUUUGAACAUGUCAACAACACAGAUUUCAAGCAAUUGUACCAGACCUUAACGGACUAUGACAUACGGUUUUAUAUGUAUGAGAUUCUCAAGGCCUUAGAUUACUGUCACAGUAUGGGAAUCAUGCACAGAGAUGUGAAACCCCACAACGUAAUGAUCGAUCAUGAGCAUAGAAAGUUGAGGCUUAUUGACUGGGGUCUGGCUGAGUUCUACCACCCUGGACAGGAGUACAAUGUCAGGGUGGCAUCUCGCUACUUCAAAGGGCCAGAGCUGCUUGUAGACUACCAGAUGUAUGAUUACAGCCUUGACAUGUGGAGUCUUGGCUGUAUGUUGGCAAGCAUGAUCUUCAGGAAGGAGCCGUUCUUCCAUGGUCACGAUAACUAUGACCAGUUGGUGAGAAUAGCCAAAGUCCUUGGAACAGAAGACCUUUAUGACUACAUUGACAAAUAUAACAUUGAACUGGAGCCGAGGUUCAACGAUAUUUUAGGAAGGCAUUCCCGCAAGCGAUGGGAGAGGUUUGUCCACAGUGAAAACCAGCACCUGGUCAGCCCGGAGGCCCUGGACUUCCUGGACAAGCUGCUGCGAUACGACCACCAGGCCCGGCUGACCGCCCGGGAGGCCAUGGAGCACCCUUACUUCUAUCCGAUCGUGAAAGACCAGACUAGAAUGGGUGCUUCGACCAACCUGCCGAGUGGAAACACACCUGUGAGCUCAGCCAGCAUGAUAACAGGGAUCCCCGCCUUGCCAACAGCUUCUCCUCUGGGGCCUCUUGCUGGGUCGCCCAUUAUCUCUGCCACCAGCACACUGGGCACACCCAUGCCAGCCGCCGCAGGGGCCCAGCAGUGACGGGGCCCCCCAGCUGCCACCAGAUGCCAUUGCGACCACCUUGCUGCAAACUUCUUUUCCAAUCGGGUCGUUUGUCGAAGCAGUCUGGGAAUGCCGGCUCCUCCCUUCCCCACCGGCGUUCCCUUGCUUCUGUGAAUUUGAGUUUUUAAGUAAACCUGAAAUAAGAAUGAAGGUGAAUGUUUUUGUAUGUCUCAUACAGGUAUUAUGUUUCACCGGUGACAUGCGUGUCAAAGGCACAUAUGUGCUGCAAAAUUUAAAAUUGUAAGAUUGUGGGGUUUAAAACUGGCUAGAUUUUUAAUGUAGGUGAAACAGUAUGAAAUGGGAAAUGACCUGCAAUCUAAAGGUAGAAAGAAAAUGGACCAAAACAUGCUGUAUACCUAUAAAUGGAAUGUUAAACACCACCUUCUACAACUCGUGCUGUUCCGUAACUGUACUUUUUACCAUCCCUGUUUGACAAUGUUCGACCUUUUAACCAAACCUUUCUACUCUGCUUUGAGAUGAGCAGCAGCCCAACAACUGCGUGCUGCAGUGACACGAUACUAAAGAUCAAAAACGUUUUUAUGUUGUUUUUCUUGGCCAAGGAUCCCACCUGUGGUGCUGGCAUGUGAGUUUUCAGUUCUACAGAAGCCCUGAUACUGACAGUAUAUGCAGAUUGGAAAUAAACUCAUCACAUGAUUUACUGCCCUGUAUAUAUCACCUGUCUAUCAGCACAGCGAGAUGGGGAGCCACAGCUAAAGUUUGUUCUGCCCAGGAUUCUCCAUCUAUGGAGGGCCGGUUGUAUGCAGGACUCUGCUCCAACCACUUCUGUUUUACUCAUUUAACAUCAGUUUGCUCGUGCACCCCGGACUGAAAAGUGUUUAACAUGCAAAUGACUGAAUUAGCAGAGAAUUUGACGUUGCCCAGCAGACACAAGGGCCUUUGAGAGUGGCUCUACUGAACCUUGCUGCUACAUUUUCAUUUCAAUUUCCCCCCCCACCGUUUUAUGUGCAUUUGUGUGUGGUUUAAGUUACAGGUGGCAGAAAUCCCCAGAAGCCAGCCGCCUUCAGUGCUUUUCUAGUUUUUUUUUUUUUUUUAUAAAGAUGCUUUUGUUGAAUUCAAGUAGAAUAACCAAAGUUUACUGAAUUACUUGUAAUGACUGACCAAAUUCUUUUUUGUUUUGUUAGAGAUGGGUGGAGUGGUCUUGUAUACCUGCCUUUAAGAGCUAGGCAUGUGGUCUAGUGGAUUAGCUGGGCCCAGUGCUCAUCCAUAAGGACCCAGGCUAGUUGACAUCCUACAUCAGUGUUUGCUUGCUGUACUGAAGCAAGUGUUUUGGACAGUACAUCACAUUAGUCGGUGUUCCAGGCAAUCCAGACGUCAAAACUGUGUUUCCAAACAAACAGGACUUUUGGAUUAAGAUAGUAGCCCCCCCCCCCCCCCCCAUGCAGAAGUUUAAAACGUGAGUUUUUAUGCAAAAGGUGUCUUGAGGAUUGACUGAGUUGCAUACCAAUAUCCUGUUAACCAGUUAAUUACCUUAACACUUGGUUUUCGCUUUGUUAUAUUCUGUAAACAUUGAAUGACAAUGGAAAAACUUGAAGGGUGGAACCUUACAUUAUAGUGCCAUUGAUAAGAACUUUGUCAGUUCAUGGUCUUGUAAACUUUGACCCAGGCUGUACGUAUGCAUUAAACUUUAGUUUAAAAAAAAAAACAAAAAAAAACAAAAACUUCAAAUCCUGUAAUACAUGCACCAUUGGAGUGAAGUUGUUUAAAGACAUCACUGUAUAUAUUUGUCUUUAUGUGGAAAAGCAGUAUGUAAGAAUGUGUAAAUAAAUGUUUUAUUUAUCAAGAA